AUGGAUCAAUCAAUAUCAUCGAUUGGGAAAAAUCAUGUUGAGAAACCUGAGAAAUUCAAGGGUUCUGAUUUCAAACGCUGGCAACAUAAGAUGUUGUUUUAUUUGACAACUUUGAAUGUGGCAAACGUCCUCACUACUGAGACCCCUACUGUUCUGGUUGGAGAAGGAGAUAAUGCUCCAACAGCAGCACAACAGGCUGAGAACAAGAAGGCUAUAGAUUCUUGGGAGACUAAUGAGUUUCUGUGCAUGAACUAUAUUCUCAAUGCCUUGGACGAUUCCUUGUAUGAUAUCUACUCCACAUUCAAAACUGCAAGGGAGUUGUGGCAAUCAUUGGAGAGCAAGUACAAGACUGAGGUUGCUUGUUCAAAGAAGUUUGUCAUUGGCAAGUUUCUGAAUUUCAAAAUGAGUGAUGCCAAAUCUGUUGUCAAGCAAGUGGAAGAACUUCAAGUCAUUGUUCAUGAGUUAGAUGUGGAAGGUAUGGGUCUUAACCCGAAUUUCCUUGUUGGUUCUAUUAUUGAAAAAUUACCUCCUACAUGGAAAGAUUUCAAGAUAUAUCUGAAACAUCUAACUGAGGAUAUGAAUUUUGAGCAAUUGGAUCUUAAACUUCGAGUUGAAGAGGAUAACCGGAAAAAUGAGAAGGCUGAUGCUAUUUCCUUGGAGCCAACUGCUAAUAUGGUUGGAGGGAGUCCAUCAAAGGCCAAGUGCUAUAUAUACUUUGUUUGUAAUCGUGAUUUUGGUUGGUCAUAA
Messenger RNA from Argentina anserina (silverweed cinquefoil), 747 nucleotides. RefSeq lists its product as uncharacterized. NCBI's taxonomy places the organism in Eukaryota, Viridiplantae, Streptophyta, Magnoliopsida, Rosales, Rosaceae. The transcript has a single exon. The record is from RefSeq and is a predicted model, not a curated record. Bases 1 to 747 code for a protein of 248 amino acids.